UCUGGAUUUGAGCACGUAGGAGGGCUUCUGAGGUGGAGUUGGCGAUGGAUCUGGAGUCGCGAUUGUCCGCAAGACUAGCGCGCGACGUGCGACGUGCUGCAAUGACGAUCCCUCCCGGAGGUCGCAUGCGGGCGCGCACGGUCCCCUGACAAGGCCGCCGCGGCGCAUAUGCUUGCGACCACAACAACGACAAUCUAGUUCAGAAGCGCGCGCGCAUCCAGAGGCAGCAACUCUUGACCCACCGUUCCAAAUCAACUCCCUUCCUCUAAAUCAACAAGAAAGCAACACACGAGCUACCUCUCACGCUAAGCCACCUAGGCACUCCCACAAUCAUGACCGCUCUCUUCAACUUCCAAUCCCUCCUCCUCGUCAUCCUCCUCACAAUCUGCACCGCUACCUACGCGCACGCCACGUUCCCUACUUUUCUCGAUUCAAGAAAGGACUCGUACUACAUCAGCCCCGUGUGGAAGGCUGCCAGGAUCGGUGAGAGGCUGAGUCCGUAUGUCAGUCUGGCGUGCGUGGUCAUGGCUGUAUUGCAAUUUAUGAGUUGAGCGGCGUUGUACAGGGGACAUUGGGGGACACGCGCAGGGAGACAAAAGGAUGGUUAGAAGGCGAGACCUCCACGGUUCUCUCUGUCUACUUCCUUUCCUCCACCUCUUUUUAC
Molecule: messenger RNA, 664 nt
Organism: Alternaria alternata
Lineage: Eukaryota; Fungi; Ascomycota; Dothideomycetes; Pleosporales; Pleosporaceae
Product: DUF1242-domain-containing protein
Exons: 4
Coding region: 333-551 (72 amino acids)
Biological process (GO): intracellular transport; protein secretion
Source: RefSeq, a predicted model, not a curated record